Molecule: messenger RNA, 1659 nt
Organism: Babesia ovata
Lineage: Eukaryota; Apicomplexa; Aconoidasida; Piroplasmida; Babesiidae
Product: protein
Exons: 1
Coding region: 1-1659 (552 amino acids)
Biological process (GO): lipid homeostasis; nuclear envelope organization
Cellular component (GO): nuclear envelope; nuclear membrane
Source: RefSeq, a predicted model, not a curated record
AUGGAGGGAUUUUCGAAAGAGGUAGGGGCUCCUGAUAUCGGGGAUACCCUUACCGAGCUUAGCGCUCUUACCCUGUCGGCGCGAGAUUAUGGCAAUUCGCAGGGUGAGACUUCCACGAGCAUCGGCGGCGCUCAACAUAACGGUGAUGAGAAGAGUCGUAACGUCCACGAAGAAAACGAAGACGUGCUUUUUGUCGGUACCAAUAUCCGCGUGAAGACAGAUCGCGACGAGCAACGCUAUAACAAAUACGACACAGGCUAUCAACCAUCGGAUUCCGCACACGCGGAUGCAUCACCUCUACCGUACGGCAGUGAUGCUGCCUAUGAAGGGUACAACAAUUCAAACGGUACACUAAACUCCAAUAACGGAGGCAGCAACGCCGCGGUUGACCAUUCGUACACGGACAAUGUUGAUGGCACUGCAGCAGCAGAUUCUGGUAGUGCUGGUGGAAAUGAAAUUACAAGUGUGUUAAAGAUGCCGUGCUAUACUGAGGAGAAACCGCAAACGGGUUUCUUGUUAAACUUUUUUCGAAGGAAGGGGGCAAAGGCAACCCUAAAAUCUAUUGUCAAGGGCAAGGCUGUCUACAACAAAGUUAUCGAUUUGGAUGCGGACUUAACAACCCCUUGUGAGUAUGAAGACGUCAACGAUGCGCUGAAACAGAUUAUUGGCACCAGGUCGGCGGCGAGAGCGGGGUCGGUUAGUGGAUCUGCAUCCAAUGGAUCGUCCACAUCUAACCGAAGAAGGAGGCAUCAACACCACGAUGAUCACCAUAGACACGACCACGUUGCCCAUAGGCCAUACCCUUUCCAGCCCAUUGUAGGCGUGAGGCGGAUGGAGCCUGCCCAGAUGGGCCGUUUCGAUUUCUACGGCCCGGGUGCGGCGCACAAAACGGAAUCUGCCGAAUAUCAGCCGAUGACUCCAGACCUUUUCAACGGCUGGGUACGAGCAUUUUUCAACGUUGCAGUAACGACCGUGCUUCUCUAUUUGGGGCUGGUGUUCAUUCUUGCAAUCAGCCGGGACAUAGGCAAUGGCCUGGAGAAAAGACGACAAAUGGUCAAGGCGGAGGCUAUGCUUUGCCAGGAGCUUUACAGAAAGAACAAGUGCAGAACUGUUAAUGUGCCAGCUUUGGAACAGCAGUGUCGAGACUGGGAGGCGUGCAUGUAUAAGGACGCCAUUUUAUACGACGACACAUCGUUCCUAUCCGCCGAGGUUUUAGGUGGAGUUAUUAACAAAUUCGUAUCGCAACUGGAUGCACGCACAGUGGGCAUAGUGAUUGCAGCUUUCUUGGCACUCUUCGUUGGCAGCAACUGCGCUUUGUCAAUGUCGGGCGCCCCAAGGCAGUCUAGACCAGGCUGGUUCAGAAGAUUAUUUUCCAGAAAUACGCAACCCCAAGACGGUUCUGACCUGCUUCAAGGCAAUGGGUUUGCGGCUAACCCUCAACUAAUGCAUGUCAUGCACAACCCCUAUCUACAGCCAAACUACUGUCUCAUGGGAAACUACCCUUAUGUUGACACUAGGUACCACUCGCGUACACCUCCAUCGACGUCUCUCAACUACUACAAUGACAAGCCGGAAGAGGAAGCGUCCUGGUCGUCAAAAUCUGGGCCAACGACGGCGUGGAAACGCCGAUUCACGUCAACCUGGGUUGACCAGAAUUAG